Messenger RNA from Oncorhynchus tshawytscha (Chinook salmon), 3147 nucleotides. Its product is annotated as kelch domain-containing protein 1. The record is from RefSeq and is a predicted model, not a curated record. Gene Ontology annotation, molecular function: protein binding. The coding region runs from base 362 to 1408 and encodes 348 amino acids. NCBI's taxonomy places the organism in Eukaryota, Metazoa, Chordata, Actinopteri, Salmoniformes, Salmonidae. The transcript has 13 exons.
AGAAGUCCAUCCCAUCUCAGAGCCAUUAGCAUUCCUAUGAUCUGGAGAAAGUAAAACCGAGAGACACACAGUUGCUUUUCUUUAGUCGCAGUAGAUGAUGGAUACAGGAACCGGUGUCGAGAUGUCGAACUCGCUGGAGCGGAGUGAUCACACUGCAUUCGUGGAAGGGAGCUUUCUUUAUGUGUGGGGAGGCUGUAAGUCAGUCUCCGGAACAGAAACACUGUUACCCAGUGAUGAGAUUUGGCUGUGCGAUUUGGAUAGUGGAAUAUGCCACCUGUCCCAACACACACUACCCACAGACAUACACACUACGGAGCUUUAAUUUGCGUGUGUGUGUGUGUGUGUCAGGGAGCGGAGGGGGAUGGAGGGAGAAAUCCCUCCGGCCUUAUCAGGCGCCUGCGGUUCUUAUCACAACGGCACUCUCUACGUGUUUGGAGGGUGUGACCCAAAUGGACACACCAACCAGCUAUACAGUGUUGACCUGCUGGAAGGAUGCUACACCUGGAGGAAAGUGACAGACGCUGGGGGAAACACCCCCUCACCCAGAGACAAACAGUCCUGUUGGGUAAACCGAGACAGGCUCAUCUACUUUGGAGGGUAUGGAUGUAAAACCAUAAGAGAGGUCAACAACUCAAGGAACUUCACAGUCCAUGAAUCAUCCUGGGCAAUGAUUGGGACGACAUUCUUUAGGUUCUGGGGCUGGAACAGCGAAGUCAACGUUUUUGACACACACACUGCGACGUGGGAAGAACCUGAAACCCAUGGUCAGACCCCAUCUCCUAGAGCCUCCCACACCAGCGCCACCCUGGGGGACAAAGGUUACAUCUGCGGAGGUCUGGAGGACACAGAUUUGGACAUCCACUGUCUGGAUCUGGACACCUGGAUAUGGACACGGAUUGACUUCCUCUCGUCUUUGGUGCCCGUGGGGCGUUCCAUGCACACCCUGACCCCAGUGUCUGACCACACCCUCUUCCUGUUUGGUGGGCUGAGUAUCACUGGUGAUUCUUUAAGUGACGGAUGGGAGUUUGACACUCAGACAAAUUCAUGGAGAGAGAUGGAUCACCUACACCAUGACAAGCCCAGGUUGUGGCAUUCGGCGUGUCGGGGCAAGGAUAAUGAUGUGGUUGUCUUCGGGGGGAGUCGAGACUACGUCCUCCUGAUGGACUCGGUCACUGUUUUGAGGUCUCCGUCACAGAACCACUGCAAAGAUGUUCUAGUCUUUCAGACCCAGCCAUACCCCCUACUCAGAUUAUGUAAAGACUGCAUAGGCUAUAACGCUGAUGUUUUGCAAGAGCAGCUUUUGUGGCUGCCACCCAAACUACAGGAGACUGUGGACAAGAGCGUGUCCUUCUUCAGGAUCGGCCCAAACCAGGAAAAUAAAAAACGGUUGGACCUGGUUUUAGAUUGACAGUAUUUCAAGAUAUAUUACAUGACAAAAGUUUUAUUGACUGUUUUGUUUAAGUGUGGUAUUCUAUUUGUUUUUAUCAGAACUUGUUCCUUUCACUUUUCUAAAGCUCAUUAGGAAAUGAGUCUCAUUGGUGCAUCGGUCUAAAGCUCUUCUCACACAGGUCAUGAAUGGGAGAUGGCUACAGGUAGUAAGAUUGGAUAUUUGGCAAAAAAAACAAUGUUUUGCAAUUAAUGUACAAUCAAUAGUAGCCCAUUUAACUUGACAAAAUGAAAACAGGAAAAUAAGGUUGUUGUAUUUUCUUUUAAUGUUGAUUAAUAAAAUGUUGCUGACUUAAAAUAUUGUUGGAUGUGCUCUAUUCAAAGCCUACUCUUUGGUUCGACUGGGUACCUCAACAAUGCUAGCUACAUAGGCUGUGAUUAGACAGGCAGCCCAAUUCUAAUCGAACGGCCAAUUAGUGAAAAAAAGAUCAGAAUUGGGCUGACUGUCUAAAUGCAGAUAUUGAAGUAGUCCCUCUUGACAGCUACACAUUGGCUGGCACAAGAUUUCAAAGAACGCUUGCAAGAUUGGCUAGAUUUGACAUUGUUGCAUUCAAGUCAAGUUCGCUUUCUAAAGCAGAAGCAGAGACAUUCUGGCACAUAGGCUGCUUUGUGUAUGUAAGAAAAACAAUGAGACAAAUUCUCAAAUAUUCAGUUUUACUCCAAUGAAUUUUAAUGCUUCAUUGCAAAACUUAGAAUAGAAUAAUAUAAAUCAUACCUAUUUAAUUUUUCAAACUUAUAAAACACCCUUGAAUCCCUGUGAAUGGUAACAUUUUUGAAUUCUUCAUUUCUGUCAAGCCGUAUCACACCACGAAUUAAGUAUUUUUUUUCGUAUGCACAGCGGUGAUAUUUUAAACGGCUCUUUUAGGACAUCAUUAGUUCUGUUCAUGUUUAUUAAUGUUCUAUUUUAUGUUUGGUGUGGACCCCAGGAAGAGUAGCUGCUGCUUUCACAACAGCUAAUGGGGAUCCUAAUAAAAUACCAUUGAUUGAUAAUUGUGCACACCUGUUUCUGCCUAGCCCAAACCAAGUGCUGCUGAUUAGUGUAACUAUUGUAAUCAGUAGAUACAGACCGGUAGGUAUUCUAACAGGUACUAGUUAGUAAAUACAGUUUGCUAACAAGUACUAACACGGAAGCCCUCUAGGUUCUAAAUUAUAGAAAUAUCUGUCCUAAAAUGUACAACUGUCAUCUGGAAGCCGAUCCUAAACUUUCCAACUUCAUGCAAAAUUUCGGAAUAAUUAAUACAUUUUGGGGAACUCUAUAUAUUGUAUACUGCCUAAUAGAUGCAAGCUUAAUAUGGUAUGGCCUCACUGGGGUCGUUAUGUCACUACAAAUAAACCACGGGGAAGACCUAGACAUUUAAAACCAUUUAGGUGUAGUAGUAUUAGGGCAUUGAGCUGUCCGAUAGUGGACUGUGUACUGAAAAUGGCAGUGAGAAGCUUUAUUAGCUAAAUCAAUUGACUUUUCAAAAACCAUGAAUAAUAGACCAUAUGAGCAAAAACAUGGUCAGAGACAAUAUUCAAGUCUUAAUGGCACUAGUUGUUUCCUUUUCUCUUUCUUCCCUCCUCUCCCUCUCUUGGGCUGUGUCUUGUUUCCCAUAUUCCCCCCCCCCCUUUUUUUCAUCUCCCCAUUUCUCCUGGACUAAGUUCAGCAGUGGAGUGAAACUCUGAACCUUGCAGAUAGAAAAGUACAACCUAGAGAGGACA